GUUCCGCUGUUUUCUCAUUGCUGUAACGGUCAUGAGUCUGGCAAUUUUUGACUUUGUUGGAUCCUCAUUUUCACAUUUGGGAUCCCUUUUUACAUAUGGGCAGGUGCAAGAGAAUUCUACCUCAACAACAACCAUUGCAACCACCACAACAACAACUACCACCACUACCACAACAACCACCACCAGCACGACCACAACCACUACUACUUCACAUGUCAAAAAAUUUAUAGCAGCCGCUGUCCACUCUCACUUCGAUGACUGCCCUGACUCCCAUAGCCACUUCUGUUUUCAUGGCACAUGCCGCUUUCUCAUACUGGAGGAAACACCUGCAUGUGUAUGUCAUCCUGGCUUUAUGGGUAUGCGAUGUGAACAUGCAGACCUCUUGGCAGUGGUGGCGUCUAACCACAGGCAACAGACUGUGGCCACCAUGCUGGUGUUGUGUGUGGUGGGCAGUGUUGUACUCAUGCUGCUGUGCACGUUACUAAAUUGUUGGUGGAGACGGGGUGGUUGUGGGCGAGGUAACACCAUUUCGUGUUGGUCGGAGAAGCCUAGGAGUAUUCUGACUGGUGGGACAUCCUGCUGUCACUCAGAAACAGAAAAUGUUCCUUACGCACAAGUGGUCUGACAUGCGUUUUCUGGAGCUUACGCAGGUGCUCUCUUAAAAAUGAGACCAAAAAAUCUUAAUCCUGGACUUCACUAUGACUGCGUUUCUCAAACUACAGACUGGCACAGCUGGUAAGCGCAGUACAUAUUGAGAGCAUUUCGAUGUGGGCAGUGAGAGAACUCAAACAUGGAACUUUACAUUCAGACUGACUGAGUCAUUCCUAAAAGGAUAUUUUUGGAAGAACAACAGCAAUGACAAGAGUUAAAGAUGGAACUCAAAAACUGAGAAACUCUGAAAGAAGAACUCCGAACAAGCUACAUGGAACUCAACUAAGGAUCUAGUGAUGUAGAGACAUGGCCAUUUGGAAUAAGGUACAGUCGAUGGCCAAAAAAAACCAAACAACUGAUCUGAAAGUGAGAACUUUGAGAGAGGUUUUAGAAAAAUCAUUCUUACUAACAGAGCUUACCUUAAAGCUAUAAUUAUCCUUAUAGAUGUAUAAGACAACAUUCUCCCAGUUUUUGUCUUUUAAAAUACUGUUAUCAUAAAAAAAACACUAAUAAUAUGCCAUUAAUGAGAUGUGAAACUCACUAAAAAGUACUUUAAGAUAUAUUUUUUGAAUGGGAGAUUACUUAACAUUUGAGUCAGUCAAGUAGCAUGUAAUAUUAAAACUACAACAGACUCUUGCCAAUUUA
This is a messenger RNA of Sinocyclocheilus rhinocerous, 1296 nucleotides long. RefSeq names its product protransforming growth factor alpha-like. The transcript has 7 exons. The coding region runs from base 32 to 625 and encodes 197 amino acids. Lineage: Eukaryota; Metazoa; Chordata; Actinopteri; Cypriniformes; Cyprinidae. Gene Ontology annotation, molecular function: growth factor activity; epidermal growth factor receptor binding. The record is from RefSeq and is a predicted model, not a curated record. Gene Ontology annotation, biological process: epidermal growth factor receptor signaling pathway; positive regulation of mitotic nuclear division; positive regulation of cell population proliferation.